Messenger RNA from Emericellopsis atlantica, 1254 nucleotides. RefSeq lists its product as uncharacterized. The record is from RefSeq and is a predicted model, not a curated record. The coding region runs from base 1 to 1254 and encodes 417 amino acids. Lineage: Eukaryota; Fungi; Ascomycota; Sordariomycetes; Hypocreales; Bionectriaceae. The transcript has a single exon.
AUGAAGUUUAACACGUUGUCUGUCCUAUCAGGACUGCUCCUGGCUAGCCUCCCCGGUCAAGUGGUAGCUACUACCGGGACCUGUUCGGGUGUGGAUGCUACGACCUGCAACUGUCCCAACACUGCUGUCAAGAGAUACCAGGCGCGAUCUUACACCUACCCAGAGUCUCUGUUCCCUCGAACGGGCGACUCAUGCCCUGAUGGCACACCCAGCUGCUGCACUCACUAUGGACCUGGACCACUGCAAGUGUCAGAAGACACGAGCCAAGCCGAUCUUCAAUGCGGCAAGAAAUUCGGCGACGAUCAGCAGGAUGUCACCAACGGUGUCACUUACACGAUUGAGGACUGCCCCGCAAACGGAGCAUACGCCGGGAAGAAAUGCCUUCAUGUUGCCAUCAGCCCUGCGGCUGGUGUGCAGGUGACGGACAUCCACUUGCAAGUAGACGAUGCCCCGAUUACGCUCAACACGAAGCUGGGGACAUGGGCCUUCAACAAAUACUGCACAACCAACCCUACUGAGUGUUGGGUCCCAACCGAUAGCAUCAUUGCUACGUUCCCGUACCCCAAUCCCUCGUCCCUCUGCGAUCGCACAAUCUAUGUCGCAGUUGGCGUUUCUAUUUCUACAGCAGGCUCUGGCUCUGCAACCUGCUUCAACAAGGGGACAACCAUCGGCUCCGGUAACUGGUUCAUGUACGUCCAGCUAAACCUCGAGUGCCCAGAGAUUUGCGUCGAUCAGUGUUGCUGCCCGUCCACGCCACCUCCUACACACACCUGCGACAUUGGCACCGCAUUCGGCUAUGGUGAUGACUUCAAAAACCUCAACGGAAAUCCUGUCGGGCCAGCUGUGUGUAGCGCCAAUCGUUGGGGUUGGUACUUCACGCCCACCAAAGCUACAUUGAGCUCGGGCAUCACUGGAACACUGAUUGUCGGUGCCGGUGGCAACGACGUCGACAAAGGAAUCCCUGUGGGAACCUGGUCAGCUCAACUCAUUGGUUCCCAGUUCAGCUUUGCGUAUGAGUUGUACGAACAUUUCGAUCUGUCCUCGGUACAUGUCUAUGCUUCGUGCGCAUCGCCCACAAAAUGUGCCCCCGGACAGUAUACAUUCAAGGACGACAAUCUGAGUGGUGACUCGGACACUUCGUACGUCAAGAACUUUGCGAUUGAUGGCACCUGUUCAACCUACUAUGUUAUCUUCCACGCCUCGGUCAACAAGCAGCUCCCCUUGAGUGAGUCCUGCCCGUCGGCAGUGGAGUAA